Messenger RNA from Aspergillus glaucus CBS 516.65, 827 nucleotides. RefSeq lists its product as uncharacterized. Bases 107 to 472 code for a protein of 121 amino acids. Lineage: Eukaryota; Fungi; Ascomycota; Eurotiomycetes; Eurotiales; Aspergillaceae. The transcript has 2 exons. The record is from RefSeq and is a predicted model, not a curated record.
CUAGACUAAAUUGGAUAACUGCAUAUUUUCUUCUUCGCGGCCGCCGCAUGUCGACCUAGGACUUUUAUUCACAUCCCAGAGAGUUGGUGGGGAAGGACCAAGCAGAAUGCAUUGGAAGACAUCUCUCGUGGCCGUUGCCACCCUGGUCCCUUCGUCUGCGACCUUUUUCGUCUUCCCAGAGGAUGUGAACGCCACGGCGCUAGCCCGAGCAUAUGGAAUUGACGGCACCUGCUUUGCGGCCUUGAACUCGACGAUUGACUGUCACCCGGCGACAGUUGCAAGAGUCCACAGCCCAGACGAUAUCUACUGGACUGCGGACAAUAUCACCAAGCUCUGUACCUCGAGCUGCCGCGAGAGUAUGACGAACUCGGUGUCAAAGGCCACAGGGUUGUUCAUGAUAUGGUUUCCCACAUGCAUGCAUUUAGUGUCAGGACUCCUUGUCCACAGAGAAAACGGAAGACCAAGAAGAUGAAAGAAAUAAACAGUCAUCAUAACUGACAUGCCGUGCUCAAUUUGCCGUGGGCUCAACCAGGAUGAGAAUAACAGAAGUAUUCCACUGAAUGACAUACCUUAGUAAUGAUGGACGCGAGCAUUUUCUUCUUCUUCUUUUUUCUUUUUCUUUCUUUAGAAGUUAACAUAAGGUAACACAUAUCAUAUGGUCAUGUGCCGCCUUCGCGGGGGGGUGAAGCUGAAGUUUCUGUCACUUUCAGGCAUGAUAUCAGAGCUAUGAACAUGCUCAUUUAUUGAAAUAUAAUGCACCUAUUCGGUGGCAUACUGACUGGUUAAUAUGUUGCUUAUUAUCUGUGGAUCAGGCUAUGGCAAGGAAA